UAUGUCUCGUUUUUCAAGGAAUUCUUGGUAAUUAUAUAUUAUUGACAGCCUUCUUAGUAACGUUGUUACAUAAACAGCUUUAUUUAAAUAAGUUUAAAAUGUAAUAUAAAUAAAAAAUCAGUUUUUGGUAUUUCACAACAAGAAAAAAUUCAGCAACCGCCGGAGGCUGAUAUGACGUCAAGUGAGUUACAAUUUGAACCAUGGCGGCGGGAGAGAGAUAACCUGCCAGGAUUCAGUGCAGGUGACCAGCUGCUCACUGACCGCCAGACCUGCAGCGUCUUCACAUCAUUCCUCUGGCAAUUGUUCCUACAUAAUACUUGGUUGACACAGUAAGACGAACUCUGGUUCAUAAGUCGUGAAGGAUCAAGUGGUCCUCAAGAUGUUGAGGAGGACCUUAGUCUCCUUGUUCCUCGUGUUGUGUGUUGCAGGCGUCUCUUAUGGUGACCAGGUCAACACUUACCAUAAAAUCAACUACAACCCAGACGAUGAGUUUGAGUCAUUCGAAAACGUCCAAGAAGUUUGGAAGCCUUCCUUGGACGGCUCUCUCAGGACAAAACGAGACUCUGGAGGUUUUACUAAAUUAGGAUUUCCUGUCGGAAGUGAACGAAUAAGUGUUCCGGAAGUGGACGCGGAAGUCCCGUAUGAAUUUUCCAAAGGCUCCUCCGAUUCCAGGGACCGAAAUUCAUCUCCAGGAUUUUCUCGGCUGAACUUCUUCCCUCAGCCUGUGGAAGCGGACUCUGACUAUUUACCACCACCAGACACCACCUUCAAGGGCACAAAGGGAAGCAGGGGUGAUGAUGACGACGCAGAGAUAGUGCUGCUGCCUCCUCGCAAAGACGCAUCCAACACACCUCCCGUCACCAAGACAGAGUGUGGGGUAGCGCCCCGGACACCACAGAAUUCCAAGUUAGUGUGUUCAACGUACUCCGGUUGCCGUGCUACCUGCAACAGUGAGUACCAGUUCCCCUCGGGCCAGCGGCGGCUUUUCGUCGUGUGUGAGAAUGGUCGGUGGACCAUCAGUGGCUCGAACUGGGACACUCUCCCUGAUUGUGAACCCAUCUGCAAGCCACCGUGUCAGAACUCCGGCUUCUGCUUCGCUCCAGGUUUGUGUCACUGCCCACCCAACUGGGAGGGCAGGUCCUGCGAGGUACCUAAAGGACCUCCCCCUGGCUUAUGUCCUGAGAGGCCGACCACGCCCAAGAAUUCCAUCAUACGCUGUUCGAGGAAAAACUGCACUGCUGAAUGUUUGGAAGGUCACCAGUUCAACGAGCAUCUUACACGCAUCACUUACCAGUGUGUAGACGCCAGCUGGAUCAUCCAGCAGCCAGGAUGGAACCAGGAAAUCCCAUCUUGUCAGCCAAUCUGUGACCCAGUGUGUAUGUACAACGGCAAGUGUGUCGCCCCCAACCUGUGUCAGUGUACCGCUGAGUAUCGUGGUGAUGUCUGCCAGUACCACAUCUCGAACUGCGACCCCAAGAGUCUUAGCUUCAAUGGUGGAUACAACUGUUCUGGCAGAGGGAUGCAGUACGGGUGUGUGCUUUACUGUCCCGAGGGUGUGCAGUUUAAGUUCCCUCCUGCAGAGUUAUACAGCUGUGACUACGCUACCAGCACCUGGUCACCCUCACCCAUACCCAUGUGUGAUGUUGACACCUUCAACAUCAACGUUAUUAGGGAAACUACCUCGCAGGUGAUCCCAAAACUGCCUGGAUCCUGCUACACCUGGUCAGGAACACAUUACAAGUCUUUUGAUGGCAAGGUCUACAGCUUUGAGAGUUCGUGUCCCUACACACUGCUUCAGGACUCUACCCAUGGCACCUUCACCGUCAACCUACGUACUGCUGACGGCUGUGAAGGUACUUCUUGUCCCAAGGUUAUCCAGCUCUUCCUUGAAGACGACCAGUAUGUUCUUCAAGCAACAGAGUCAGGUCAGCCGAGUCUGGCCUACCGGGACACAAACCUGGCCAUCCCAGGUCAGAUGAACGGUGUCGUGUCUGAACGCGUGGCUCACUUUGUUGUUCUCAAGGUGUCUGGCCUUGGUCUCACUAUCAAGUGGGACAUGAAGAACCUAGUAGUGACGGAGAUCAGUGAGCUACAGUGGAAUAGAACAGCUGGUCUGUGUGGUCGAUGUGAUGGUCAUCCAGAGAACGACUGGAGCUACCCGGACGGCACUUCGGAGACCAACAUUGACUCCUUCCUUCGCUCCUGGCAAGCCAACACUCUAGGCGAAGUGUGCCUUCAAGAACCUACAACGAGGCUUCCGUGCAAGAGUUUUCCUGAGGCUUAUAAAGCUGAUGACUUCUGCUCUCAACUACGUACUGACCCCAAGUUCAGGUGGUGUCGUCAGGUGGUAGACGUGGAGGCGUACAUCAGCGCGUGUCGCUGGGACUACUGUGCCUGUGAGGCCCAGGAUAGGGAGACGUGUGCCUGUGAAACUUUCGCUGCCUUCAAGAGGGAAUGUGUGUGGACUGGGGUAGACAUCCCGGGGGAGUGGCGCUCACGUAACUUCUGCCCGAUGAAGUGUGAAGAAGGUAUGGUCUACAAUCCAUGUAUGCCAGCUAUUCAGCCUCGAUGUGGUCAGGCCGUGGAGAGUGUGCAUCCUGCCUUCUGCGUGGAGGGCUGCGACUGCCCUCCAGGCUUGGUGAUCCACGAAGGACGCUGCAUCCCCAAGCAAGACUGUCCCUGCACACACCACAACAAAGAGUACAACUUCGGCGACAUCAUCACCAGUGACUGCAAUACAUGCACAUGUCAGGGAGGAGAGUGGGUGUGUACCGAGGACAAGUGUGGCUCUCGCUGUGGUGCUGUGGGUGACCCUCAUUACAUGACUUUUGACGGCCGUCACUUUGACUUCAUGGGCAAGUGUUCUUAUUACCUAGUGAAGGGGCAUGACUUCAGCAUCGAGGCCGAGAACACACCGUGUAGUGGAACUAUCUCAGAGAGUAUGAACUUCCCAGAGUCUGUGGCGAAUCAUUUGCCCUCGUGCACUAAGUCAGUGACGGUGCGGGUGGAGAACACUGUCAUCCACCUCAAGCAGAAUAAAGAGGUCAUAGUUGAUGGUAAUGAACUCCGGCACAUCCCUGCCUGGGUUCCUGGUGCUUACAUCAAGGCUCCUUCCAGUCUCUUUAUCAUGGUUGAGUUGAGUAACGGCCUAGAUGUGUGGUGGGAUGGUCAGACUCGUGUGUACAUAGACGCACCAGCAGAGUUCCGUGGCAUGACACAGGGUCUGUGUGGAACCUUCACUGACAACCAACGUGAUGACUUCCUCACACCUGAGAAAGACAUUGAACAGAGUGCCAUUGCUUUUGCUAACAAGUGGAAGACUUCCGAGACUUGCUCAGACCAAGUGAUGAGUGAUGACCAGCGACCCUGUGAUAGACAUAUACAGAAUAAGGCGGCAGCCCAGGAAUAUUGUCAGAAGCUCAAAUCAGACAUAUUUGCUGAGUGCCACCUGACGGUUGAUCCUGAACCUUACUACCGUGACUGCUUGUACGACCUGUGUUCCUGUGACAAAAAGAUGGACGAUUGUUUCUGCCCUCUGAUGGCAGCUUUUGGCAAGGAAUGUGCCAGGAGAGGCACAAUCAUUGACUGGCGCGCUGAUGUUCGCGAAUGUGAAAUAUACUGCUCACAUGGCCAGAAGUACCAAGUGUGUGGAAACAGUUGUGCUCACACCUGCUUUGACCUAGCCACUAACACAAAGUGCACCAGCAAGUGUGUUGAAGGUUGUAACUGUGCGCCAGGAUAUUCUCUGAAUGAUGCUGGCUCUUGCGUUCCCAUCACUCAGUGCCCCUGUGUUUACAAAGAUAAGGACUUCCCAGCAGGACACAAGAUGUUGCAGCCCCAGGAAGAUGGAGAGUAUCUACUCUGCACGUGCUCCAGUGCUGUUUGGAACUGUGUGGAAGAACCUACAGACAGUGGGUUGAUUGCUACAGGUCCUCCAGUUCUCUGCAAUGAUGGAGCUGGUGAAGUGUACAGCGACUGUCUUCCACAGGAGGAACUUACCUGUCAGACAAUGCAUUUGCGUGUUGCUACGAUGGAGGAGUGCGUGCCUGGUUGUGGGUGCCCAGAAGGUUAUGUACGUGAUGGCAAGAGAGGCUCCUGUAUCCUUCGCACUGAGUGUCCUUGUCACCACGGCGGCCGCUCCUACCAAGAUGGAGACUCCAUCACUGAGGACUGCAACACCUGUACAUGUGGAGGUGGACAGUGGGUGUGCACAGACCGCCUGUGUCCCGGGGUAUGUUCAGCUUGGGGAGACUCUCACUACAAGACCUUCGACGGACGCCUCUACGAGUUCCAGGGAGUGUGUGACUACCUUCUGGCCAAGAGCAAGAACACCGACAUAGGAACCUUUGACAUCACUGUACAGAAUGUGCCAUGUGGUACUGAUGGAGUGACGUGUACCAAGUCUAUUACUCUGCGGGUUGGCCACGGGGAUGACCAGGAGAUGAUCGAGUUCUCACGUAGUAAACCAGCACCCAGCAAGAAUAAAACGAAAACAAUCAUCCGUGAAGCUGGAGUAUUUGUGUUUGCUGAAGUGCCAGAUAUAGGAGUAGUACUUCAGUGGGAUCAUGGUACCCGUGCCUACCUAAGACUCGACCCUCGAUGGAGGGGCAAGGUGCAUGGUUUGUGUGGUAACUACAAUGGAGAUGAGCAGGAUGACUUUCAGACACCAUCAGGAGGCUCCAGUGAAGCUUCAGUUAAAAUCUUUGGAGAUUCUUGGAGGCUGCAGAAUUAUUGCCCUGAGAGUAUUUUUAUUCAGGACACCUGCAGUCUACAUCCUCAUAGGAAAGUUUGGGCAACAGAACAAUGUGCCAUUCUUAAAACAGAAAUCUUCUCACCCUGCCACUCUGAAGUGCCUGUCGAGCCCUAUGAAGAAAGGUGUUUGUUUGAUACAUGUGCAUGUGACACUGGCGGGGAUUGUCAUUGUUUAUGUACCGCUCUAGCUGCUUAUUCCCACGAGUGCAACAUGCAUGGUGUGUACAUCAAGUGGCGCACACCACUCUUAUGCCCGAUGCAGUGUGACGAGGAAUGUGAACACUAUGACGCCUGCCUUCCCACCUGUCCUCAAGAGACCUGUGAAACUCUGCUUGAUCCCAGCUCCUCCAUGUGUGUUCAGGAUGCCUGUGUUGAAGGUUGUUCUAAAGAUGGUUGUCCUCCAGGUCAAGUGUACAAGAGUCUCACGGAAUUACAGUGUGUUCCAAAGGCAGACUGUGUAAAGAAGUGUAUGGAAAUUAAUGGAACACUGUAUAUGGAAGGUGACAUCAUUUCCAAAGAUGACUGCCAGACAUGUUACUGUUCGCGUAAAAGCAAAAUUUGUCGUGGGAAGUCUUGUGCGGAAAUACAGGCUGCCACCACUACAACUGAGGCUGUUACUAUAGUACCAAACUGUAGAAAUGGUUGGUCAGUGUGGUUCAGUGAAAAUAAGCCUGUCAUCUUUAGGCAGAAUUCAGACACAGAGAGGGUGCCUGACAAAAUUACACAGAGCAAGUCAAACACAGGUUUCUGCAGCCGUAACCAAAUUGUUGACAUCACGUGUAGGAGUGUUGGGACCCACCUUCCCUACACGGCCCAGCAAGGCGUAACAUGUGAUCUGGAAGAGGGGCUUCUCUGUAAGGGCACAGUCGAUGCAACUGGUGCAGAUGCAUGUUGGGACUAUGAAGUUCAAUUUCUCUGUGACUGUAGUCGCUCAGUUGUGAGCACAUCUACCUCAGUUCCUGUCACUUCACCCUUCCCUUGGAGUUCCACCACAUCAAAACCCAUGGUCUGUGAAGAGGAAGGUUGGACUCCAUGGUACAAUGUUCACUUCCCAGAUGACCAAGGAGAAUUAGAGACUUUGCUAGAGAUCCGCAAGACUUACACAUUCUGUCCUGACCACUACAUCUCUGAAGUGGAAUGUCGACCAGUGGGAGGAGGGGAGACUGAGCCUUUUGUUAUCUGUGACAAGAAUGGUGCCAGUUGUGAAAACAAUGGUGAACACCAGCUGUGUAAAGACUAUGAAGUGCGAGUACUAUGCCAGUGUGAAUGUCAAGAUGGUUUGGGGAUGGAAGACUUAAGCAUCACUGACAAUCAGAUAACUGCUUCAUCUUUUAUGACUCCUGAUGACCAGCCAUAUAAGGCCCGCCUCAACUCUGACUGGGCUUGGACUGCAAAAGCUGGAAAAUCUGAAUGGUUACAGGUGGAUUUAGGGAAGGUGAAGCAAGUAACCGGUGUUGUGACUCAAGGACAUCCUUACCUGGAGCAGUUUGUGACAAACUUUGUUGUGCAUUUCUCUGAGACAGGAGCAAUCUGGGAUGAAGUUAUGGACAAAGAUUCCCAGUUUAUUAAGGAGUUCACUGGCAACAGUGACAGGUCUACGCCCGUGACAAACUUAUUCCCAGAGCCACUGUUUGCUCGCUUUAUCAGAAUUAUUCCUACAAAUUUCUACUCUGCCCUCUCACUUAGGCUUGAGAUUAAGGGAUGUGACAUUACAGCUGAAUUAGACUGGAUGCCUUACACAUACACCAUCAGUGUGCAUUUGAGGAAGAAAUAUAAAUUUAUUAAACUUCAGAGAGACUCAAGUGUGAGUGUUAGUUUGAGAAUGUUUGAGUUAGUGAGGGAAUAUGACAAAGAGAGUCCUGGUCGAGUACUGAGGAUAAGUGAUUGUGAAGCCUGCCAGUGUGUCAACAACUUCCUGAGAUGUAAGGACUUUUGCACCACACUUGCACCAACUCCUGAAACACCACCAUACGAAUGUUGGAGCUCAUGGAUGAGUGAAUCGACUCCCAGUUCUCUCGGUGAAUUUGAGCACUUGCCUGAAUUACAGUCCAAGUAUUCCACACUGUGCUCCAAGCCAAAGGACAUAGAAUGUCGAGUCAAAGGAAGUCAUGAGUCACCAGAGGUGCUGGGGCAGAGGAUCGUGUGUGACCCAGAGAAAGGCCUCAAAUGUCGUGUCUCAGAAAAUCCUCAGGGCUGCUUGGAUUAUGAAGUGCGCUUCUUGUGUGACUGUGAGAUCACUACACCCACAAUAGAGUGCCCCCCUGCCAUGACAUACAGGCAGUGUGCAAUGCCAUGUGAGAGAGUAUGUAUGUACUAUACAUCAGUGUUGCAAGCCAGUGGGAUUUGCCUUACUAGUGAUGCUUGUGCACCUGGAUGUGUUGAGGAAAACAGGAACUCCGCUUGUCCACCAGGUUUCUUCUUGACUAAUAAUGACAGAUGUGUUACUGCAGUGGAAUGCAGAUGUAGACUUCCUAAUGGCCAAGUUUUACAGCCUGGAGAAUGGCAGAAAAUAUCUCAAUGUGAGCAAUGUUUCUGUCAGAAUAACACUUUGCAAUGCAAAUAUUUGGAAAAUUGCACUGAAACUACAAUUGCUACUUCCACUGUUAUUCCUUAUGUUAUACAUACUACAACUUCUGCUACUACCACUACUGUUAGUAGCCGUGUUACUUCAUAUCCUGAAAUUCAAACCCCUUCAAGGUGCAAUGAAUGGUCACCAUACUUUAGAAGCUCAAAGAAAGACAGUGAAGGGGUAAUAUUAACUUUGGACAUACUUAGUAUGCGCAAAGAUUUUGAAUGCAGACUUCCUGCUAAUGCAACUUGCAGGGAGGUCCGGACAAAGACUCCUGCUGAUAAUCUCCAACAAAAUCUAGUCUGUAAUGCUGUGGAAGGUCUUAUAUGUUUAAAUAAAGAAAAUGAUGAAGAUUGUUAUAACUAUGAAAUAUCAUUCUUCUGUGAAUGUGAGGAAACUACAGUUCUUUCAUCUACCACUGUCACAUUUGGAUCCACUACUACUUUGACACCCUGUGAUGCUUGGUCCCCAUGGAUCACUGACUAUAAAUCAUGGCAGACUGAGAGUGACCGUGACUUCACAACUCUCCAGCAUCUUCAAGAACACUAUCAGUUUUGUCUUGAGGGUUACCUAACAAACAUUGAGUGUGAGAAAACUACCAGUAGUAAAACAAAAACUGAUGUGAAAGUUGUGUGCGACAUUCAUCGUGGUUUUCAGUGUCUCCGUGGAAGUUGCCUUGACUACAGAAUUAGAUAUUACUGUUCAUGUGAGCCUAGAGAAAUCACAACUAUAAUUCUUCCUUCCACUGGCACUCCACCACCUGAAUGUGAUCCAAACCAGUAUAUAAAUCUGCUUGAACAUAUUGGAGACAGCGCUUUCUCUUCCACUCCUGCACGUAACUCCACCUUCGCGCCGUCUAAUGCACGUCUCUAUAACAGUGAUGGCACUCUUACCUCUGGUAGCUGGGCACCAUUGGUUAAUGAUAAGAAGCAGUUUGUGCAAGUGGACUUGGGCUCAGUUGUUCCUGUGUAUGGUGUGCUGGUAGCUGGCAACCCUCUGACUCGAGAACGAGUCACAGCUUUCACACUUCAGCUCUCUCAUGACAACAUCAUCUGGAGUGUACUGCCAGCUGAUUUCAACAUCAAAACAGGGCCCCCAAAGGUUUUCAGAGGCCCUGUUAGUGCAUCAGAGCCUGUAAAACAAAUGUUUGAUGAGCCUGUAGAGGCACGGUACCUGAAACUUUAUCCCACUGACUGGUUCAAAGGCAUUGCAUUAAGAUUUGAGGUCAUUGGGUGUAGUCUCGUCACAACUGUUACUACACCAAUAGUUAGCGUCAAGUGUAAUGAGCCGAUGGGUCUGGAGAAUAGUGCACUGUCAGACCAUCAGAUUACUGUUUCCACAGUCUUACACAAUCAAGACUUUUUCUACGGAAAAAAGAACAUUCGUCUCAACAGCCCCUUCAUUCCAUCUGUGUCUGCUGGGGCUUGGGUAGCAGAACCCAAACCUGAGCAGUAUGUCCGGUUUGACUUCCUGAAGCCAAGUAAGUUAUCAGGGGUGGUAACACAGGGACGAGAUGGUAAGAAUGAAUGGGUUGAGUCCUUUACUAUUCGUUACUCUCCUGAUGGAAGUACCUGGAAUACUCUCAGAAAUCCUGAUGGCAGUGACAAGGUGUUUAAUGGCAAUUAUGACAGUAAUACACCACUGAAGACAAUUUUUGAUAAACUCAUUGCUGCACGCUUUCUGGAGAUUAGACCUAAGACAUGGAAGAACAAUAUUGCCAUGAGAGUUGAAGUUCUUGGCUGUUUCCACCCAUACCCCAAGGUAACCACUGUGCCAUCAAUCAUGGAGACGACUACACCUCUACCACCCAGUAAUUGUUCUGCUUGCCCGGGUCUCCCAGAGGAGUAUUAUGAAAGCUGCCUUGAGUGUUCUUAUGAAGAGUACUUUAAUGGGGAGUCUUGUGUGCCACAACAAUUGUGCCCAUGCUUCAAAAACAGUAUCAGAUAUGAACCUGGGUCAGUAUUUGAGACAACAGAGUGUGAAGAGUGUGAGUGCAUCCUUGGAGGAGAUGCUGAGUGUAUCAAGAAACAAUGUCCGAUAUGUAAAGAUGCGGAUAAACAAGCUAUAUUAACUUCCCUCUGCCAGUGUGAAUGCAGACCUUGCCCUCAAGGAAGCCAGAUUUGCCCAUCUAACAGCUACUGUUUAAACGAAUCGUCUUGGUGUAAUGGUAUUGAAGAAUGUCCAGAUGAUGAAAUUAAUUGUCCAAGUACCACUACAGAAUACCCUAGAAGGUGCCCACAACCAUACUGUCCAGAGGACUGGGUGAUGACAGAAAUACCUAGUGAAGAUGUUUGUCCUGAGAUUGUCUGUGAAAUACCAGAGCCAUGUCAUAUGCUGUCCUGUCCACCAAAUCAUUAUAGUGAGCUUCUUCCAGAGAAGUUGGAUAAUGGGUGCCCUGAUUAUAAGUGCAUCCCUCAAGAAUGCCCAUCACAGGAGUGCCCUGAAGGUUAUGAAAUCCAAGAAGACUAUGAAUAUAUCUCAGCCAAAAACAUCUGUGAUCCAUAUCAGUGUGUCCCAGUAAUACCUCCACCCUGCCCACCACCUACAUGCUCAGAAGGAUACAAGUUACUGCAAUCCAAGGAACUUUUAAAACCCUGUCCUCAGUUUACAUGUGUGGUGACUUGUCCUCCAGUGAUGUGCCCAUCAGAUCUCCAUGCCAUCCCUGUUCAAGAUUCCAGUUCAUCUCAGUCACCAGAAUGUCCACAAUUUAUCUGUGUGUCAGUUCCUCAACCACCUGAGGAGUGCCCUCCAGUGGAGAUGCCUAUCUGCAAAAUUAAUGAAGAACUCUACAGAAGCAACUAUAAUGAUACAUGUCCAGAAUUUAAGUGCAGAUCAAUCAAGCCCCCACCAGAGGAGCAUCUGAAAACCCCAGAAUGUAUAUUGGAGUGGAAUAUGAUUACUUCCUUCGAUAACUCCAAAUAUAACCUGGAGAUAUGUAACCACAUCUUGGCUCAAGACAAGGUCAACAUGGACUGGGCUGUUGAUAAUAACAUGAAGUAUCAGGUAGAUGGCCUGUGUGGCUUCUAUACAGGAAUUUCCAGUGAUGAUAAAAGCAGACCAGAUGGCACGUUGGCUUCCAGCACAGAAGACUUUGCCAACUCUUGGGCUCUAAAUAAUGGUGUGUGUGAGGAGAAACCUAAAUGUACAGCCCUGGUUACUAAUAAAGCUUUUGAACUGUGUGAUGCUCUUAGAUUUGAACCCUUCAUUGGGUGUCACAGCACUGUUAAUCCAGAAGAUGUUAUGAAGUUAUGUGUAGACACAGCAUGCAACUGUUUAAGUGUUGCUGCUGAUGAGGAGGAGUGUAGAUGCAAUGCUCUUUCACACUAUGUGUCUCAUUGCCUUAAGGAAAAUCCUGAUGCUCCAAUCUUUGACUGGCGUAUUAUUGCUAAGUGCUAUAAGGAAUGUGGUCCAGGAGAAAUUUACCAGGACUGUUUCAACUUCAAAUGUGAGACAAGCUGUGAAAAUUUGCAUAAUGAAACAGUCUGUCAAGAAACAAAGGAAUCUUGCCACUCAGGUUGCUUCUGUAUGCCUGGAUUGGUUCGUAAGGAAAAUGAUUGUGUCAAACCAGAAGUUUGCAAAGACUGUGUCUGUGAAGCCUUUGGGGAUCCACACUACAUAACCUUUGAUCAGUUUAAGUACACUUUCAAUGGUGAUUGUUCAUAUAUUGCUGUACAGGAUAAAAAUGAUGAAGAUCAUCAUAAGUUCCAGGUAAUUGUCCACAACAAGCAAUGCACCAUAGACCCAGUGACUGUUUGUACUGAUUCCUUAACUCUCCACUUCAACUCUCACACGGUUUUCAUCUCAACUGAUGGGAGAGAUGCUGUCACUGUAUCUGCUGAUGACCAUCAACUGACUAGCUUCCCCUACCAAGAAUCUUGGCUAGUAGUGCAACAACCUGACACUUCUCAGGUUAUGGUUGCCAUUCCUAGAAUACAACUGGAAGUGCAUUUCUUCCUGGAAAGCCAUGGAUUCUCAAUUCGUUUACCAUCAUAUCUCUAUUUCAAUAAGACUGAAGGAUUGUGUGGUAAUUGUAAUCACAAUAAUGAGGAUGACUUGGUAGCUAAGGAUAUAGGCCAGGUUGAGUCUGUUGAUACUUUUGGGACCAGCUGGUUACUAGAGGGUGAACCAAAUACUUGCACUGCCUUGAAGAAGGAAGAAAUACCUUGUCUCCCACUGCCUCCUGAUCAGGAUCCAUGCCUUUAUAUAAUGAAUGAAGACGUAUUUGGAAAGUGUCACCCAGUUGAGGAUCCAGCAGCCUAUGUAUCUUCAUGCCAUCUUGAUACUUGUAAUAGUCAUGAGCCCAAUAUUAGUGCAUGCCACAGUAUUUCAGCUUAUGCCAAACAUUGUGCCGAGCUUGGCAUUUGUUUAGACUGGCGUUCGGAUGAACUUUGUCCAAAGAACUGUUUUGGAGGCCAGGAGUAUUAUUCUUGUGCAUCAGGAUGUGUACGCACUUGUGAAAACUAUGAGGAACUUGACAAUAAUCCCAAGGCUUGUCCCAUAUCCUUCAUUGAUGGCUGCUUCUGUCCAGAUGGCAUGGUAUUGCAUGAGGGAAGCUGCAUGGAUUCAAGUCAUUGCAAAUUGUGUGAUGAUGAGGGUCAUCGAGUAGGUGAGAGCUGGCAGACAGAUGCUUGUACUAUGUGUGAAUGUCUUGAGCGUGGCAUCAACUGCAACACCAAGGCCUGUCCUAGAGAUCCUCACUGUGAUAAAGGAUAUAUUCUGGUUGAAGUUCCUGAAUCCGAGGACAGUUGUUGUGGACCAAGUAAGACGUGUGUAGUGGUAGGUGAACCAUCUUGUCCAACUCCAACCAGACCAAAUAAUGAGUGUGGGUAUGGGCAACACUGGAAGCUUAUUAAGGAAUUAAAUGAAUGUCUUCAAUAUGCCUGUGUGUGUUUGGAGCCUGAAGACUGCCCAAAACUUAUUACUCCUGAGGAUACAGAUCUUAAACCAGGGGAGAACUGGAUACUAGAUGACACUGGAUGCUGUCCCAGACACACUAUAAAAUGUACUGGAGAAUGUCCAGAGGUUGUGUGUCCAGAAUUUCAUGUUGUGACAGAAGAAUCAGCAAAGGAGGAAGAGUGUUGCCCCAAGACUAAGUGUGAGCCUCCAGUUGAUGCCUGCAUUUAUGAUUACCAGUAUUAUAUUGAUCCCAGUGGUUUUGAGCAACUCAUGAAUUCCUCAGAACCUUCUAAGAAACAAGUACAUAAGGUUGGUGAGAGUUGGCAAGAUGGCUUUUGUCUUAGUUGUAAGUGUUUAGAAGACAGUGAAGGAUUAUCACAACACCAGUGUAGCCAGCAGGUAUGCCCCACACUUGACGCUCAUCCCGACUAUGAUGAGUACACGUUGGAGAGUGAAUCUGUACCAAAUCAGUGCUGCUCCAAAAUAACCAGAACUGCUUGCAUUGAUGAUUCUGAUAUAAUUGAAGUUGGAGAAACUAAGACUUUUCCCUAUAAUGGAUGUUUAAGUAUGGAAUGCAUCAGAACUGCAGAAGGAAAAGUUGAAAAAAUACAAAAGAUCUCUUCAUGUAAUGAAUCGUGUUCUGUUGGCUGGGAAUAUGAACCACCUGUCAACCCUGAGCAAUGUUGUGGAAAAUGUGUUCAGAUUGCCUGUACAGUAGAUGACCAAGUGAAAGCUGUGGGUGAAACCUGGGUGUCAGAUGACCUAUGCACUAUCUAUAAUUGUUCAAUGGAUGAACAUGAUCAGAUCCAAAUUGUAGCUGUGGAAAUUCAAUGUAGUGAACCUAGUGAGGAGGAGCUUCACUUGUAUGUGUUUGAAAAAGAAAUUAUGCCUAACCAAUGUUGCUCCAUCUACACACGUGUGGCUUGCCUUUUGAAUGACACUUCCAUUCUAGUUGGGGGGAGAGUUCAAGAUCCCAAUGACAGAUGUACAACUAUCAGUUGUGUUGCAGAAGCUAAUGGUGUUAUUGUACGUCAUGAAGAGAAGACAGUAUGUAAUACAAAAUGUGGAGUAGGUUCAACAUACGUUGAGCCAUUAUCUGUCAGCAACGAUUGUUGUGGAGAGUGCUUGAAGAUAAAAUGCAGUGACAACGAAACAGAAUAUUCCAUUGGUGAACACUGGACAUAUGAAGACGAUGCCUGUUAUACAUACAGUUGUGAGGCUCGUAAUGAUGUUCCUACUAUUUUUGCUGCUAAGCAAGACUGUCCAUAUUUUGACCCGGAGUGUCCUGAUGAGGAGAUAUAUAUGGAUGAGUUGGGUUGCUGCAAAUUGUGUAGUGCACUACCAAAACGAACAUGCAAGCCUGAGGCCAUGCCUUCCCAAGAUACUGUGGGUAUCUUUGAAGUAUCUCAACCUAAUAAGGGCACAUGUACAAACCAGUAUCCUGUUAACAGUUUCAUGAUGUGUUCUGGUUACUGUGAAUCCUUCACUAAAUUUCAGGGUCAAGGAAAGCAAGCAGAGCACGUAUCUUCAUGUUACUGUUGUAAACCCUCAAGAUUUGACAAGAUAAAAGUGGAGUUGCUGUGUGACUCAGGAGACACCUACUCUGCCGUUUAUGAUAACAUUGCAGAAUGUGAGUGCCAUAUAUGCAAUGAUAACUUCCCAGAAAUUAAGGGUAUUAAACAAUAAGAAAUAGUUGUGGUAAUAUAAUGCAUUAAAUAUUUUUGUCCACCAUCUCUGCUGAUAAUUAUGUUUUACAUAUGUGUAUGAGUAGGGGUUCCCAAUCUAUGAAUGUGUUCCAUUACUGGUGUUUGAACACACAGGCUCAUUGUAAUGUGGAUCUUGUUUUACAAUAGAAAGUAAUGUACAAAUGAUGGUAUGUUUCACACAUUUAUAUUAUUAUAAUCAAGGGGACGCGCUAAACCCGGAGGAUUAUACAGCGCCUGGGGGGGGGGAUGUGGAAGGCAUUCAGGCUUAAUUCGGGGAACUGGAGCACAGAUCCAAUUCCCUAAAUCAAGAGCCCCUCACCAACGUCAAGGAACCUUCCUUAAGGGGCACACAUUUAUAGCUGUAAAUUAACAACCAAAGAAAUGUAUGUAAUAUGUUCUUUAGUGCAGAUGAUUGUAACUCAAGCUUUCAUAAGUUUGGGGUCAUCCAUCUUGGUAAUGAAGUGAUAAUAAAAAUGACUCCUUUACUAGAA
Cherax quadricarinatus is the source of this 14414-nucleotide messenger RNA. The record is from RefSeq and is a predicted model, not a curated record. NCBI's taxonomy places the organism in Eukaryota, Metazoa, Arthropoda, Malacostraca, Decapoda, Parastacidae.